This is a messenger RNA of Enterobius vermicularis (human pinworm), 1740 nucleotides long. The record is from the annotation of a GenBank genome assembly. Lineage: Eukaryota; Metazoa; Nematoda; Chromadorea; Rhabditida; Oxyuridae.
AUGUUAUGUAAGAAUAAUCAUCAUUGCGAAUUUUGCAGGUAUGGCUCAUUUAACGAGCUUGGUGAAGGACUAGUAAAAUAUCUGAAGCUUUCGGAUAAAAUACUGCAAAUCGGUUGUGGUAAUUCGAUCCUUGCCAGUCAACUUCACGACAACGGGUAUAAGCAUAUUUUGAGUAUAGAUACAAACGAAAAAGUCAUAGCUAACCAGAUUAGAGAUAAUGCCAGAAGAGAUGGAUUAUCGUUUCAGUGCACCUCUGGAUCAGAAACUAAUCUAGAGCCUGAAAGCAUUAACGUUGUUUUGGAUAAGGGAACUCUCGAUGCAUUACUCCCUCCAAGCUGCAGCGAAGAACACUGUUCUGAAGUGGAAAAGAUGUUUGAAGAAGUUGACAGGAUUUUGGCUCCAUCUGGACGUUAUAUGAUCGUUACAUUAGCGCAAUCACAUAUUCUUCGGAAAUUUGUUGAAAGCUUCUCUAAGAAUAAGCGGUUCAUGAUUCGAGUGCAAAAAUUCCCAAGUAACGGUGAUUUUUUGAUGCCAGUUUUCCUAUUGAUUGCGACAAAAACUCGUAUGGCUCUACCAUCUUUGGUACUCGAGUUUUCAAAUUCUUUGAACGAAAAGCCACGACGAUGUUCCUCCAGCGAUACAUUGUAUUCGUGUGUCAAAGCAGAACAAGAGUACGCUUGGAAACUGUUGGAGGAAAUUAGCUUAGUGAUGUGUGACACAGAGGGAAAUGAAAAAUACAAAAUAGUAAUCGUCGAUGAUACUGAUGCUGUGAAAAUCUCCUCGUACUCAGUUUUCGUUGUUCCAACUGGAAGAGAUAAUGAGUGGCUUUUUGCCACCGUGAAAGGUCGACGUUUUCUUCGAGCUAAGUGUGGCGUCGACCGCUUGGCCAUUGUUUGCGUACACCGUAAUCAAACUUAUGACAAUUUUGAAAGUGUUAAGAAAGAUUUAGACACUUUUAUAUGGCAUUUUAAUGCAGAGGUUGGAAAAGAGACGAAUGACAAGAUCUCAUAUCUUACAAUAGAUGGCGGCACUCCUGUUCAUGUCGUGGCAAAAGGAGAGACAAAUGUAAAUGGUCCUUGGAUUGUCGAAGAAGUCGUUACUAACCAGAAAAUGUAUAGACGCUUAACUUUCCUUUCCUCGCAAAAUCUCUUACAAACAGAAGUACUAGUGAACAUUAAUAAGAAAGGACGGAAGGUUGUAGAUUUGGAUGUUCUGACUAGUGAAUAUCAUGAAACGAUGCUUGCAGCUCUUGCUUUUCUUCCCAAAAUUUCUGAAAUGUCGAAAGGAAGAUUACCCUCUCUAAGGAUCGCAGUCCUAGGAUUAGGUGGAGGUGCUUUACCAUCUUUUCUCUGCCGGAACUUUCCUACAUUUCAUGUGGUAGCAGUAGAAUACGACAGUCAAGUGGUGGAGAUAGCUAAAAAAUAUUUUGGUUUGAUAGUUGGACGUGGAGGUGUCGAUGUUAAAGUUGCUGAUGCGAUCGAGUUUCUGAAGAGUAUAACUGAAAAUCAAGAAGGUUUUUUAGAUACUAGCCAACUAUUUGAUGUUAUUUUUGUUGACGUAGCAGGCGCGAUGGACCAACAGGGAAUGUGCUGUCCUCCAUCAACUUUUGUAACUGAGGAAGCUUUAUUUCUCAUAAAAAAUUCACUGUCAGCUUCGGGUAGGUUUUUAACUCGUCUCCUCUUAAAACGAUUCAAGUUUUUGGGAGUUAUUAUAGAAACUUCCGUCUUUAUUUUUAAUUAG